Molecule: messenger RNA, 162 nt
Organism: Gaeumannomyces tritici R3-111a-1
Lineage: Eukaryota; Fungi; Ascomycota; Sordariomycetes; Magnaporthales; Magnaporthaceae
Exons: 2
Coding region: 1-162 (53 amino acids)
Source: RefSeq, a predicted model, not a curated record
AUGGCUGCCGUCCGGAGUAUCGUUGCCAGCCUCUCCUCUGCCAUCCGAGUACCACAGACUCUGUGUCACCAAAGGCAAAGGUGCCGCUCCGCUAAUUUGACGCCUGCACGGCCCUCCGGGGGCAACCGUCAAAUUGCCCUGAUUUUAAUUUUAGUUAUUUAA